AUGACGUGUGUGCCGUUCACAAACACUGAAAACACAAAACCGGGGGUCACGGACCGUGUAAUUCGUAUCACAAAUCACUUCUCUAGGGUGGAGACGCUCCUAGCCGAGCUUAAAGCGGGCGAAGAAAUCAAAUGCGACGCUAGAGUCGUAUUAGACAUCGUAUUGCGAGGCACAGAUCGUCGAUCAUUUUUAAGACCGACGGAGUCCAUGUAACGAGGAGGAGUUCACAACUGCGAGAGCGACUAGUUUAAGGCGACAACAAGAUGCGCUGCGUGGUGUUAGCCCCUCUCUUCUUCGUUUCUUUGUGGUGCGCCACGGAAGGUAUUAUUUUCUCAAUGCUAACCAAAGGAAAGCGCAUUAAGAGAGCUGGUGCUGAUCGCGCCGAGCAAGUCCCUGCACAGAGACUCCUUUCAGACUUGACCAAGCAUCACCCAGAUAGGAACAUCGACAAACGAGACGGAAAUUUGGACGACACUUACCACCAAGGGCUCUUUACCGAUGGGUCUCAGGUAGAUGACGUUAACUCGAAGGACGCCGCCGAGAUAGCUGAAGAAAUGCGAAGCCGACUGAAAAGUUUCGAGGCAAGACGGCAAGGGGAGGCGGUGAAGAGCGUUCUUAAAGAAGAUGACGACUUAUCGUUGCUGGACCAGAUCGAUAGCGUUUUGGGGGCACCGCUUAAGAAAGCACUCUUGGAGGUGUUGGAUAAUGAAAUUAAAGACACGGAUAAACCUAGCACCACAGAGAAAAAAUCUAACAGUGAGAAAAUCGAUGACAAAAACAACAAAGACUAUCCGUUUUAUCCCGAGAACUCCAUUCCAAAUCAGAACAGCGAUGACACGGUUAAAACCUCCAAAGUGGACACAGCAACUCGGAACUUGGCGAGUUUCAAAACUGGAGUAGGAAAGAGCCGUCCUCGCACUCGUGUUUUGGUGGCAGCCAGCGCCCCAUUGGCAGAUCGCAACGCCGUGCAAAAGAAGGGCGAGAUGUCAGCUUCGCCGUCGCAGCGACAGGCAUCAACAGCGGCAAAGAAUCCUGGUUCUGAUAGCUUCAUCGCAGAGAAGGAGACUCAGAAACCUCAAACACGGUUCUUAGUUGCGCCUGAUCGCGCUACGGAAGAGAACAGAAAUGAAAAUGAUGCCGCUGUUUCUUCGCAACACCAACAGCAGGCUAAGGUGGUUGACAAAAAGGAAAGUAUUUCAUCAAGUCUCGCAACUAGAGGGCAGAUGUCGCACUUCCAGAUGAGAUAUUUAGUCGCUCCCGAUGCUCCAAUCACCGAAGAGAAGGCGAGAAAGCAAGAAGCGAUGGCAGAUCACAACGCCGUACAAAAGAAGGAUGAAGUGUCAGCGGCUGGUAGCUUUGUCGCAGACAGAGAAAACCAGAAACCUCACACACGGCUCUUAGUUGCGCCUGUUCACGCAAAAGACGAGCACAGAAAUGAAAACGCUGAUGCUGAUGUGUCUUCUCGUCAACAGACCCAAACAGCUGUCAAAAAGAAAAAUACUGCAUCAAACAAGAUUUUUCGUCGCUCCUGA
Molecule: messenger RNA, 1532 nt
Organism: Lingula anatina
Lineage: Eukaryota; Metazoa; Brachiopoda; Lingulata; Lingulida; Lingulidae
Source: RefSeq, a predicted model, not a curated record